AUGCCAAAGGAGGAGUGUAAGUUGUCAUCAGGCUGUAAGUAUAAAGAGAGGAAGCCAAAGAAGCCGCACUACAUCCCGCGGCCGUUCGGAAAACCCUACAAUUACAAAUGCUUCCAGUGUCCGUUCACAUGCAUGGAGAAAUCUCACCUGUACAACCACAUGAAGUACAGCCUGUGUAAGAACUCGCUGUCGCUACUUAUCGAGUCUGACUGGCCUUACAAAAAAGGAAACCUGCUCCCGUCUGACCACCUGCGGCUGCAUCAGGGCAUUGUGAGUAGUCGUAGUUCAGAAAAGGACCAGACGGGGCAGAAAGAAAAAGACGAGCUUCAGCCGAGCUUUGCUGAUGAAACCGAUGAAAUUAAUACGGACGAGAAAGAGGCAGAAACCCAAUCAGAAACAAGCAUGACAGCCAAUCAGAGCUCAGAUCAAAAUGAGGAAUCACCAAGGGGGAGGGCCAAACAGGAGGCGGAACUUGUUAUGGCUGAUGUCUUCUCAUUGGAGGAGCAGUUGUUGCGAGCACGCUCAGUAGACGAAUCCAAACUACGUCAUUAUCGUCUUUCUAAAACGCGCUUGCUGUUGUCCGACUCAUUGCCCUGCUACCCUCCAGCGCCACCCCCAGGUCAUCCAAACUGCACUGACCCCCCACCUCUCAACCUGUCCCUGCUCGGCCUUGGCUACCCUUUAACUGCCGACAUUUUCUCGUAUAUUGACCCCAACCUUGGUGCAGCUACAACAUCCACUCCAUCCCAGAUUAGCUCUCUACCCUUCCUAGCUUCUGUCAACACACACUCCAACCGUGCCAUCCUGCCACCAAGGUUUUAUUAUCCCUUCCUGUGUGAGCGCACAGCAGCAGCAGACCCAAAUAAAGUCAUCAAACCCAACGCUUUCACUCCCAACAUCAACCUGUGGAAGUUUUCAGCACUCCGCUCCACUCCCAACCAGGCAUCAGCCGAAGCCUGGGGCUCGCCAAGCAGCUCGAGCCCAAAGGCAGCUGGGGAGAGACUCCAGACCCGAUGGGGGCAAGAGCAGAGUGCAAGGAGGUCAGCUGGACCUCUGGACUCCCGAAAUGCACCUGCAGGGAAAAAAGCAGCACCCUCAUUGCGAGUCAAUCAGGCCACACCCAAUCCUACUGUCACAGCAACUGAUCGACUUCUGCAUAACAGUUUGCAAGCCCAGUCCGGUUUGGACAAGUGUAACUCGGACCUGAGAAGCUCUCCCCUCAUAAAUAUUUCAGAAUAUGGUGAACAGAAAAAGAGAGGGAUGAGUGGAGAGACGAACGGAGAGAUACUGCAUGAUCUCACUUCUGCGCUGAGGGAGCUUCAGCAUGCCGAGCGUGAGUCGGCUUUACAGCCUGAAUAUGAGCCCUCACACCACCAGUGGGCACAGAAGAUCCGCAAAAUCCGCCUCGAACUGUCCCACAUCCAGGAGGCGCUGCAGAGGACGACCCAAGGACCACUCGACCUGUCUGUCAAAAAAGAACCCGUUGCCAUGAUGACCCUGGCGUCAGUGGAAAACCUGCAGAUGAAACAGCAUUUAAACCAGAGCCAGGAAAUGUGGUCUGAGACGGGUGAGGAAGAGGAGGAAGAAGAGGAAUCAGAAAUGGAGGAAGAAUGGAAGAAACAUUCUCUCGAUGUACUUAUGAGGAUGGGACAGUCCCAAAGCAUUUCCAUGACGACACCAGGUAUUACCAUGACAAAGUCAGAACUGUUGCCGGGUGAUGCAGAAGCGCUGUGGAACAGCAGGACCAGGAAGUGUGAAGCAGACUCAAGUGUUCGGCUGUGUUCUAAAACCUCAAACUGCCCCUCCAGCCCCAUAACUGCCCCUUCAAUCUAG
This is a messenger RNA of Trichomycterus rosablanca, 1833 nucleotides long. It is a transcript of the gene prr35, whose product is annotated as proline rich 35. Lineage: Eukaryota; Metazoa; Chordata; Actinopteri; Siluriformes; Trichomycteridae. The record is from RefSeq and is a predicted model, not a curated record. The transcript has 3 exons. The coding region runs from base 1 to 1833 and encodes 610 amino acids.